Molecule: messenger RNA, 11220 nt
Organism: Porites evermanni
Lineage: Eukaryota; Metazoa; Cnidaria; Anthozoa; Scleractinia; Poritidae
Source: the annotation of a GenBank genome assembly
AUGUUUUCUUUUAGUCCUGGCAGACUGCCAUCAUUAAGACCAGCUAGAGACUUGACUCUUGGUGCUGCAAGUGGUAUAACCCCAGCAAAGGUAUUUAAUACAACUACAGAUAAAGUUCCUUGCUCAAGUGUAUCACAAGAGUCCUUUAGUUAAAAUGAUCAUGAUGUGGAAUCCUCAAGUGAAUAUAAAAUAAUUAUAUAUCCUAUGACUGCUUGAACAGUUUUCAUCAGCCUCCUUCAAUUAAUUCUAUUGUUAUUAAAGAAAUAAUUUCUUAAUUUUCCUCUUUCCUCAGUGUGCAAAGAAAGUAGUGUCCGAUAGCCUGGCGCUAGUGGAUUUUGUAAUCGGGCUAGUAAAUUCUGUUUUUGACUUGCCCGAUAGGCAAGUGAUGUUUUUUGAGGAAUUCGAAUAACAGAACAACUUUGAGAUCAAUUAUUCUGCUAGUCAAAAAGCUUUUGGGGCUAGUUGAAAUGACAUCUGGGCUAGUAAAUGCUAGCUUCAGCUUGCCCUAAUGGCAAGCUGUAAAAAUGAUUUUCUUUGCACCCUGUUCCUCUUAGGAAUUUUAGCCCUUGAAAAAUACAAAAAAGAAUGCGAUAUUGUUUAAAUUAUUCUGGUACAAGAUUUUUGUCCACUGAGAAUUAAAAUUACUCAAUUUCCUAUUAGAUUCCAUCUUAAGUUUCAUUAAGUGAACCAGAUGGCUAGUUGAAAAUGUUAUCAAGUGAAAUUGAAUCUAAUGAGGUGCAAAACUAAUACAGCAGGGGUUGAACUUGUCCAGACUGGUCGGCCACAUUGCCUCUCUCAGCCUAAUAAUUUCCCUUUCUGUGUCAAAACAUAGUAUUCCAUGUUUAAAAGUGAAAACAUGUGUAAUUUGUUGAUUUCAUUUGUUUUUUUUGUUUCUACAGAGAACAUUCACUCCUAAUAUCCCAACAAGGAGAAUAAAACAAGAGUAAGCCAGUCACAGUUAACAUAAUUAUAUAAAAGCUGUUUUUUUAAUUUCAGUCUAGUAAUUGCUUUAUUCCUGGUUGUUCAAACGCUGGAUAGAUCACUAUUCAGUGGAUAAGUAUUAGCAAAACCAAUUAAUACAGGUUAACAACGAGGUCUGUGAUAACAAUAUUAAGCGGGUGUCCAUAAAGUGCAGUUCAACUGUCUUGAAAUCUGAGUUUACUCAAUCCAGGGUAAGGAAUGUUAUAAUGCAACAUGUGUUAAAUUUUUCAUAAAUUUGCUUUUGUUUUGUCUUUUUUUAGGUCAAGAGAUGAACCUAACCUUACCCCAGAAGUAAGUUUUUUGUUCUUAGUAGUUUCUGCUGCCACUAAUUUUUCAAUUUGCCAAGAGAUCUUUUUCUGACCGUUAUAUUUCUCAUCAGAGAUCUGGAGGACAAAGGCAGCAGAGAGGUGAAGGUAGAGGCAGAGGGCGUGGUGAGGGCCGAGGAAGAGGAAGGGGAGAGAGGAACAAGCCAACCAUUGUCCAGUCCUCGUCAAUCUUUUCUAUGGGAGUGGGUCCUGUGGAAAAGCAGAGAGUUGGUAAGAGAAUUUAACUGAGUGUUUUCCAAGUAAACAAAGAGGUUUUUGGUUGUAACAGAUGCCAACAACCAAACUAUACACACUUCCUGGUGCUGUUUUAGUUGUAUCUGCCAAGUAAGUUUUGCAUUAAGCAGGUCACCUGACUGCGAGCUGAAAAGGGCCUGUCACUAGAUAGGCCAUGGCCCUUAAUGAUAGGCCCAUUGAAAAGCCAUAUGGAACAUACUUCUUAACACACAUUUGCUUUAUGUCCAACACCCAGGAUCAUCCAUUCCAAGUUAUGGUUCAUCUUCAGGAGGCGGGGGAAGUGUGUCCAGUUUCACAGUUAAAAAAGAAAGGUAUCGCAAUAAUUUUGUUAAUUAAUACUGUGUCUAAAUAAGGUUAACCAACAUUAUUAUUCAUUCAAAAUAUUUCCCCAAUUCUGAUUGGCUAAAAGCACACGCAUAAUUCACCAUAACCAGUUACUGAUGACCAAAUUUGGAAGAAUUUUGUGUUUAAUGAGGAAAUGACGACAAAAAUGCAGCCUUCUACAGGUUAAUGCACCGUUAACCGAGAAGACCUGGGGAUGAGAUUGAGUUGUUUUCGUUGUAAAAACAAAAAUGGCAGACACUUCAGUCGUUUCAAGAGUAAGAACUACAGCUGGAACUAGGUGAAAUGAUGGCUAAAAACAUAGCAAAAACAGCAAGAAGACAACUCGGAGGGCGACAUCUGCUAUCUGGAGAAUAUUUGCGGAGCUGGACAAACCUAAAUGUAAACUAUCAAAGAUAAGCUAUUUUUUUAAACUAGGAAUUAUUUUGAAUGAGUAAUAAAACAAUUAUUGAAUUCGGCUUUCGUAUCAUAUGAAGAAUUAUGGAGAUCUUGGAGGGUGUUAUGGCCGAGACAGAUAACACCCUCCUUGAUCUCCAUAAUUCUUCAUAAGAUACUCAGCCUCAUUCAUUAAUUGUUAAAUAACAAUAAAUAUUGCAUGCAUGUACAACACUGACUUGUAUACACCUGUACCUUAUAUAUUACGUUGGCUGGAGCUGUCCUCCAUUUGAAACUAGUGAGUUGAGAAUGAGACUCAUUUUCUACUAGAGUGCAAUUUAUAUAGCAAUUUAAAAAAGCAUUUAUUUCGAGAUAUAGAAGACAAGUACUCCAGCUUCGCAGACCUGAACAAUUUCGGAAAAAUUUAUAUUUCUUUGUAAAAAACUCGCUCAUUAUGUUUACCAAUCAUUUCUCUUUAGAAACACAAUUAAAUAUUAAAAGGUAAAAGCAUGUGAAAUAUAGAGAUUACUGUAAACUACAAUUAAUUCACUUUUUUCUAUUUAAUAUGUUAGUUUAGUUUUUAUUAUAUUUUAUUCUUUUUAUUAUUAUUAUUCUUUGUAUUUUUAUUAUUAUUAUUAUUAUUGCAAUAAAGCUAUUAUUAUUUUAUUGAUUAAUUGUAAUAAUUAUGUUAUAAUUAUUAUUAUCAUAAUAAUAAUUAUGAUAAUUAUGUUAUCACUGAGAUAUUAGCCCAGUAAUGCUCUGAUGACUCCAUACAAAUCCUUCUAAAUUUGGCUUGGGUCUAAACAUUUAGACCCAAGCCAAAUUGAGAAGAAUUUGUAGGGCUAUUAUCUCAGAGGCAAUUUGCCCGACAAUGCUAGUUUAUUGGAAGUACACCUCUUGGAUGUUUUUCUUUCAGAAUAUCCUGACAAAUCCCGUAAUUUCACAAAUUUAAUUUUUUAUGACGUCACCCUUUAGAUAUCUAUUGUCAUACAGUGGGUAUGUUCUGAAUUAUUCUAUUUUCAGUGCUGAUGGGGAUAAUGAUGAGGAAUCUAAAAGAGUUCUUAAAAUGCUUCAAACAAGUGUAAGAUAUUCCAGCUGUUACUACUUUGACUACUUAUGCUACAUUAUUACUGCUUGAAAAGACUAAAAUGACAGUAACGUUAUAGGUCAUUUUCGAGUUGCCUCAAAUGUCUGUUUCAAAGUGGAAAACCAUUGAUAUAAAAAUGUUUUUCUAUUCUCAUGCAAACUAUUUUCAUAAGAAAGGUUUUGAAAUUGGCCUCAAUUUGAAAAUGAGAGUUUUUGGAAUUCAUAAAUCGUCUGUUGAAUAUUGUACACCAUCCAGUCCAAAAGAGCUGACCAAAACAUAUAACAAAGAGAUCUGACAGGCGUCGUAACCAUUCCACUUUAUUAACUUAGCUCUUACUCUUGGUUCAAACAUUAACAACCAACAGCAUUACCGGCAUGUUUUAUGUGCUAAAUGACUUUAAAAUUACCAAAGAUGCAAACAAUAUGUUAAGCACUGAAAUUAAAUAAAAUUUUAAUAGGCUAAUAAACAAUUUGUGUACAUACAGUACGAUCUCUACAUUGCUGAUCUAGCAGUAUGCAGGACGCAUGUCAAAUAUGAACCUAGUAUAUGGCCUCACUCUCCAUGAGUUCUCCAUAGCUCAGUGAAUAGAGUGGCACCUGUCCGGUGUUUGGGAAGUCAUAGGUUCGAAUCCUGUUGGGGACUCAGAUUUUUUCUUUGUCCCACACUCGUGACAUGCUGUUUUUUUCAUCUUCACAAUUUUUGUGUUAUUUUGAUGGUUUUUCAGGAUAGCUUACUCUGUGAUGAUUCCAAUGCUUCUCACAUUCGAGACUAACAGUCUUUAUGAUUUUUAUUCUUCUCAUAACAGGGUGAUAUUGAAGAUGAUGACAUGGAAAAUGAGACUGGGAUAAUGCCAGUUCAAUUACCUUUCUCUCAUAUACGAGAUUUUCGAUUCCUUUUCGUUCGACUUAGACGGAGUUGCCUUCGACUAUAUUUUCCAAACACAUAGUAUAGGACGAGAAUCCCCCUAUAAGUCUAUUUAAAGGAGUUCUACCCUUACUCCGGUUUAAUUUAUACCCUCUAACACACUCCAUCGCCUCAGACCUUGGUCAGAAGAAAGUCGUCUUAACUAUAGAUCAACUGCUUUCAAGACAAGUCUGUGAACCAUUUGGUCGUGGUUGGUUUCUUUUUUUUGACCUAAAAAUGAGAACUUUAUCUUUGCUUUCUGUUCUUCCUUUGUACCAAGGUCUAACCCAAAAAAAGUCCUUGGACCACAAAUUUCAUGGUUUUUAAACCUGAUUUUUUUUGUUACCCUGAUAGUGAAAAGUGAACCCAUGGACAUUGACCUGGUGGAUGCUGAACAAGUGAAGUCAGCGGAAACUAUCAAGAAACCAAUAAAACAAGAAGCUGUGAAAAAAGAAUUAAUUGAUAAAAAGACGCUUUCCAAUCUUCUUUCCGCGCAGUCACUGGUAUGUAUGAGUGAUCACGAAAAUAUCAGACUAAUGCAUAUUCUUGGUUAUGUUGCUUCUAGUAAAAUGUUUCCUUUAUACUUUUACAACUUACGAAAAGUUGUACAUUGUUGUUACUUAAGUUUUGUGGGCAUUCAAUCUCGCAAACAAACGUGUUUUAAAAGGGAUUAAUUUCGGAAAAGUCUUCCUAAUGAGGACAGACAGGUCUUCUCAAGAUCUUUGUUAGCGAUGCAACACAGUCUUUAACCUGCUUUUUACUAGCGAAGCAUCGCAAGAGCAGACUAUGAGAGUGUAGUGUCAAAGAAGACGAGAGCGGUAGCCGACCCAUGUAUACACAAGCAAAAAAGCCAUCGUUUUUUACAGCCGAAUGGAGAACUUGGCUAGCAAAGAAGUAAAUUCUCUGUUUUUGUUUCUCGAACGCAGCUUCGAAGCACAUUUAAAUGUAAGCUCAGAUUUUUCCUUUGUUUAUAACCUGUUCCGUUUAGACAAUUUGUAUGGGGCAAGCCGUCACUUUUGUAAAACACUAGUUUCGGCUGCUAGUUGUAAACAACUGUAGAACGCACUCCCUAGGCUAGAAUUAAGGAUUUAUUGGCGAGGCAUUAUAAAUCAUCUUGUGCUAAUGCUUCGUUCCGUUUUCACACGGCAUAACCUAAACGCAUGCACAUGCGCAAGCACUAGAAAAGGGUUAAUUGGUUCUGGUGCUUUCAAUCAGGUCUUUUACCUGGUGACAUGAAGCGUUCUAAUGCUUUAAAUUCAUUUUGGAAGCAGGGAACAACGUUACAAAAAAUAAGGACCGGAUCCUAAUAAAGGAUUUAAUCAGCUAUAAGUUUGAAAAGAAACAAGAGAGACAAGGGUGAUUUUACGGUCGGGAAUUAUUUUUUGUUACCAAUAUUUCGGAAGGCACGGCCCUACUUCUUCAGGGUCUUACAUACAAUGCUAAGGUUAAGCUAAGACGUUAGAAUUUGAAAAUCAGCCUUGCUUCUUUUGUUCUAAUGCUUGCUUCGAUUGGGUUGGUUAAAGAGCUUGUCUUACUCGCAUGGAUGGUAAAAAGUUGGAAACCUUAAUCAGUAAGCGUCAUGUUGCUCAACAGCCAAACAACAUUACAAACUGACAUAAUCACCAGGCACCUACAAGAACAAAAGUAAAGCAAUGCCAGUGAGCAUGUCUUUUAUCCCGCUUUUUGUAGACAGGAGAGCAGUUAUUAUUCUUCCAGUUUCCUGAUGUGCUGCCUAUUAAGACAGAUGAGUCCCCCAUGCCUGUAGAUACAGAUGCAUCCGCUGAACAGACGGCUUCUGAGGAAAAGGUUUGAGGACUGACUGCAUAAGUAACUUAGGCUACCUUCAAACGGCACCGCCGGACCAAUUUUCGACCUAGCCCGGGUGGCAGGUGUUUGAAAUGAAAGGGGAAGGGGAAACAAAAAAUUGACUUGACACCUUGUUCACAUAGAACUGACGAACCUGGUUAAAUUUUGAAUUUUAUCAGAGGUUUUACCAUCUGCCCAUGCGUAGAAUUAAGAAAAACCCAAAAUGGCGUCUCCCCGCUGAGUUACCACGCAUCCAUGCAACCACGCCUUUUCUGUACCCUAGCCUGUUCGAGGCGGUCAGAUCGUGGGGGCAGAGCAAAGAGAUGUGAGCAGAAAAAAGAAAAAACAGCGAAGGGGUGGGGUAGGGGGUGAGAGCGACGUUUCCUUCCUUUUUCCCUCUCCUCUCUUCCUCCUUAUUUUUCUCCCGCUCUCUUACCUCGUGCCGCACUUCACUAUCGGAACUCCUGGAACAGGCUACCCAUUCGCUGAGUGGGUAAGAUCUCAGUACAAUCCACUCCAGUUACGCGCUCAUAUACCACACGUUCACUUAUCAUUAACAAUUAUUCCUCGAGCCUGAAUGGGCUCUGAGUCAAUAGCCCAUGGGGCCGAAGGCCGAAUGGGCUAUUGACUCAGGCCAUCAGGGCGAGAGGAAUAAUUGUUUUAGUAAAAUCCAACUACUUGGUCAAAAAUAUCGAGAAUAAAAAAAAUUUAGCUACUUUUUGCUGCAGAAAAGCUUUUGCUUUUCGCUACUAGUAGGCUAUAACAUAUAGCCCAGUAGUAGCUCAACCAAUCAGAACGCAGCAUUGAUAAUAGACCACUAGUUGGAUUUUACUAAUUCGUUUUAUCCCCGUAUCCUCUCAUUCAAAGAGUAUGUUAUGGCGACAAUAUGAUUUUAGGAUGGUGCGGAUGAAACCAGUCGAUGGGUACAGUCAAAUGAACCUCCUCAUUUGUAUUACACCAACCGCAUUUUUUUAGUAUUUUUAUAAGUUACAAAUCAAAACUUGUGGAUUAUUUUGGGGGAAUCACGGAGGUAAAAGGAUCAAUAUAUCAAACUUUUAAUAUCUUCGAAUUUUUUUCCUAUUCCGACCAAUAAGUUUCAUUACUUGUGAAACACUGAUCUGGAAGCUUAGUUUAAUAUUUCCUUACUUUUCCCAGCUUAACGCAUUGUCUCUCUGUAAAUUUCCUCUAUUAGCCUAAAGAACAAAAAAAGCUGUCGCUCAAAGAUGCUUCCGAAGGAUAUAUAGGAAAACUUCANAAUAAAAAAAAUUUAGCUACUUUUUGCUGCAGAAAAGCUUUUGCUUUUCGCUACUAGUAGGCUAUAACAUAUAGCCCAGUAGUAGCUCAACCAAUCAGAACGCAGCAUUGAUAAUAGACCACUAGUUGGAUUUUACUAAUUCGUUUUAUCCCCGUAUCCUCUCAUUCAAAGAGUAUGUUAUGGCGACAAUAUGAUUUUAGGAUGGUGCGGAUGAAACCAGUCGAUGGGUACAGUCAAAUGAACCUCCUCAUUUGUAUUACACCAACCGCAUUUUUUUAGUAUUUUUAUAAGUUACAAAUCAAAACUUGUGGAUUAUUUUGGGGGAAUCACGGAGGUAAAAGGAUCAAUAUAUCAAACUUUUAAUAUCUUCGAAUUUUUUUCCUAUUCCGACCAAUAAGUUUCAUUACUUGUGAAACACUGAUCUGGAAGCUUAGUUUAAUAUUUCCUUACUUUUCCCAGCUUAACGCAUUGUCUCUCUGUAAAUUUCCUCUAUUAGCCUAAAGAACAAAAAAAGCUGUCGCUCAAAGAUGCUUCCGAAGGAUAUAUAGGAAAACUUCAAUUGCUCAGGUCUGGUAAAGCAAGGUAUGCAACUAUUGUAACAGUUUUCCAGUUUCUCUUUGAGCCCCUGCUACAACCAGUUGCAAAAAUAUUUAGACAUGCACUCCGACGAAGAACCGACCUUUCUUACCUCAGAUCGCUGCUAGUCGCGCGUCUAUGAGAUAUAAAACUCAGCUCCCUCCUCUCCUCCACAGGUAGCUUAAGUAGGGACCUUAAGAUCCGAGGACGGCGACGGCAGAAAAAACUUCGCUGAAAAAGUGAAUUCGCGUUCUUUCAAUCUGCAUCGCGAUUACUCCAAGUCACUAACUUUGUCAAAUGUAGGCGAACCCUCCUAAAGUUGAAUUCCUAAGAGCCAUAUCCAAGUUCAGAAAGAGAGAGGAAAUUUCGACGUCGCUUGUGUACUUCCUCUGUACAUCGUGAAAUUAGGCAUUUUCACGUCGUAGUCGUGCAUUGACGGCAAAGAAAUGUACAGAAAAGCGUGAUGCACGUGCAAAAUUGUUGUUUUGCUAAUUAAACCUAUUGCUUUUGUGAUGUCCCGUUGCCGUCGCCGUCGUCGGAUCUUAAGGUCCCCUCGACGACAGCGACGGCAGCGAAAACCGGCGUCACUUUUAAAAUGAAUUCGUAUUUUUUCAAACUUUGCGGCGUUUAUUCCAAUUCACUGCAAAUGUGAAAUUUAGGCGAAUUUCCCGGGGAGUUGAUUUCUUGGGGACCGGACUCAAGUUUAGAAAGCGAAAGAAAAAAACGUCGUCGCUUGUUUACGUUCCCCAUAAUACGUGAAUUAGGCAUUUUCACGUCGUAGUCUCGGCGAGCAGUGACGGCAAAGAAAUGUACAAAAACGCGUGAUGCACGGCAAAGUUGUUGUUUUGCUAAUCAAACUCAUUACUUUUUUGCCGUUCUCGUUGUCGUCGCCGUCGUCGCUGCUUAAGUUCCCUAAUUACCUUAUAAGAUGCGCGACGAUUCCCGAACCUUUGGUUCGUUUUGCAAUUUGUAAAUCCUGUAUGUAAGGGUAUGUUUUGCGUAAAUAAAGAAAAGCAUUUUUCUUUGCUACCCUGAUUGUGCAGACGAUUUGCUAUUACAGAUUAUUACUGGGCGAUGUAUCGUUAGAUGUCACCACGGGAACACCAUGCGGAUUUUUACAGGUAACUUAGAUCGGAUCAACCCUUGAGGAUUCUGGGUAACGGACCACCUACUCCUCCCCUAAGACAAGGGAAUUGAUCCUUAGAUUAUUCUCAGUGAUUUUGGCACCUUUGCGUCCUGCGUUCCUGACGCAUAAAAAUCCCCAAAGACGCAAAAUAAUUCAUGAAAUGCGUCUUGUGGGACCGGGCGCAAAGAACGAUCGAUCGAUUUGAAGAUUUUUUGGUAGAAUAUUCUGUUCGUGUGUUUUAUGUGGCUGUUGUUUAAAGAUGCAUAUUUAUUUUAGUAUUCUUUGUGCUACAUUUCAAUUUCGGUAAACUGUAAUAAAGAGUUUUGGCGUCCGUCUACAUAAAGGCCCAAGCAUUUUCAAUUUAGGACUCCUUGUUUUUUUGAACUGCGACUCAUUUGUUAUGGACAUACUCAUGAUAUUUCACAAGAUGAGUCCCAAGACCUACCUUAACUAUUUGUAACAAAAUCACUGCAAUCUACAGUUUAAAAAGUAACGUCUACUGUAAACAGUUCUGCGCAAACAGAAAGAGGGGGAUCGUGUUCACGGUGGAAGUUGAACAGCCUCCUAUUUUACUUGUUUCUAGUUUGCUUAUAAAACCAAAUCCGUUUUUGUGGGUGACUUCUUAGACGCGGUACCACAGGGUUUUUCAAAAUUUAACUCAAGCGGAAGAAAAAUAGAGCCUGUUUUAGGAUAUUUUAAAAACUAACCACAUUCUACAGUCACUGAAAGCUAGAAAUCGUAAAUAAUUUCAUUUUCGGGCCUGUGAAGUUAGGGAAUUUUAGUGUAGGGUUUCUGAAGUUGUGUAAAAUUAUGUGCACAUUACAGAUUCACUAAGAACUGCAUAUUUGCUACUCUCAUCUUCAAUAGACAUAACGUCAAAAUGCCAAAACUCAGGCGGAACGGCGAGUGGUUUCACUGCAUGCAAACUUUCGAACAAUUUGACGUCAUUUCUAUGGUCAAGAGGAUUAUAGACCAUGGAAAAUGGUGGUCGAUUUGUUUUUUACAAUAACAUUGACACUUUUUGACGUCCAUUUCCGUUGAAGUUUCUCGGAAAAUCGAACGCGAUGGAAAGAGAAAACAAACCUACCACCAUCAUCGACCAUGACUUUUGACCUGCUAGCGCGCGAGAAUCGUUCAGUUUAAUAUUAUUGUAAAAUUUAUUUUACUCUUUCUUUUUUGCCAUUCUGGCGUAAUGAUAGACUUAGCUCCCGAGAAGGGUUGAUAUAGAGACGGACUUUCUUAACUGCUUAACUGCUUAACUGGGAUUACGGUAUUUCCUUUAUUAAUCCAAGUUAUCCCUCUCAAAAUCGCCCCUCCCUCUUGUUCCCUCCUUAGAGUUAGCUUUCCUUGGGUAGUCUUCUCCUUUAUGUGAUAGAUGUUUCUCUUCCGUAAUCGCCUACUUUCCCUUCUUUUAGUCCUUUUGUCUUGUUUACAUACAUACAUUCAUAACCUUUAUUUUAACUCGAAUUUUAGAGUAGCUACACUAUAUAGCUAAUAUCUUCGAGAAACAAAUUAAGAUCUCUAAACUGAACAAAAAAUACACACACAAAAUAAGACAAAAAUUUAAUAGUGAAAACUAAUCAAACGUAUUGAGCCUUUGCACAGGUCGCUCAAAAUGAUUAAAAGUACUGUUCCUUAAUUCUUCGGGAAGAUGGUUCCAUUGCUAAAAUAAGAAAAAGAGUGUAGUCCAUAGGUUGUUGUUUUAGGCUUGUUUAGAGUCAACAUAUGGGUAGCGCGCAAAUUAUAGGUUGUAUGGCGAACAGUAAACAUAUUCCUUACGUAAGGUGGAUACUCCUUAAAAAAUAGACUCUUGUAAACUAGUAUUGAGAAAUUCUGAAUGCGCUUGUUAUAAAAAGAAGCUGCUGCUUUAUACAACUUCUUGCAAGUUAUAAUCGAGUGAAUCGCUUUUCCAAGUCCAUUGCCCCACGAUCUCACUCUCUUAAAUUAUUUCCCUCCUUAGAGUUUAGAGGAGUUAAUUCGAUCCCUGCAAGCUCCCUUAGGGCAAAACAGUGAACUUGACCCGUUAAUUGUCGGUACUUAGAAUCGUAAAUGUAUCCGGCUAUAUGAAAGUGUUUGUGUGUUUGUGUUUCUCUAGGAUGUUGUAUCUGUUCACACUGAAGACAACCGGUCAGAGAUGAUUUGCCUUGGACACGUAAAACAUCGCAUGAUCUGUGCCCCUGACUUUGAGCACCUCCUCGCCGCAUCAUGA